Messenger RNA from Octodon degus (degu), 1945 nucleotides. RefSeq names its product tumor necrosis factor receptor superfamily member 10A. The coding region runs from base 1 to 1308 and encodes 435 amino acids. Gene Ontology annotation, biological process: positive regulation of apoptotic process; TRAIL-activated apoptotic signaling pathway. Gene Ontology annotation, cellular component: cell surface; plasma membrane. Lineage: Eukaryota; Metazoa; Chordata; Mammalia; Rodentia; Octodontidae. The record is from RefSeq and is a predicted model, not a curated record. The transcript has 9 exons. Gene Ontology annotation, molecular function: TRAIL binding.
AUGCCCGGUUUUGGGGUGGCACAGCACGUGCCUCUCAGCAUGCAGUACUGGGUUGUCGCUCCACAAAUCGUAACCAGUGAAGCUCAUGAGCCAGCUGACCUUCUUCCAGAACGGCAGCUGAGUGUCCCAGAUGUGUUGUGUCCAGCAGGGUCCCACAUGUCACCAAAAAGCAAUAAAUGUGAAGAAUGUGAGGAUGGAGUGGACUUUACGAGCUAUCCUAACAGGCUCUUAUCAUGUUUCUCCUGUAAAACGUGUGACACAGAUCAAAAUGAAAAAUACCCCUGCAACAGAACUAUGAACACAGUGUGCUCCUGUAAGGACGGCACUUUCCGGACAGAAGGGAAGCCUGAAGCCUGCCAAAAAUGCCAGACUGAAUGCCCGGCUGGGAAGGUGAUGGUGAGUCGGUGUACCCCCUGGAGUGACCUCAAGUGUGUGGACCAAGAGUCAGGUACCAAGGCUACUGAGCAGGCCCCAGCUCCUGGAAGGCCAGUGACCAGCAGUCCAAGGACUCUUGCCUCUCCUUGUCCUUCCAUAGACUCGCCACACUCCACUGCGAGCUACAUCUGUGCUGGCAUCUUCGGAGUUCUGGCUGUGUGUGUGAUUCUGGCUAUUUGGAAGUAUGGACGGCAGGCAAGGGUUCUCUGCACUGAGGCUCUUGUUCGGCGCCUGAAGUCCACUUCCACCAGGGAGAGGUUGUCAUAUGAAGACCCUACUGCCUCUUCUUCAGGCUGUGGACAGGACCCUGAGCAGGGCAGUGGAGGCCCCAUCAACCUCUCAGGGACCCAGAGAAGGUCUGAAUCUCAGGACAAUGACCACAACGAGGACCUCAACAGGCGAGCCUUACAGUCUUCCUUGGCCUCAAAGCACGAAACAGGUGCAGCCGGAGUCAGCAAGCAGUCUCCAGAGGAGACACACUGCUUGUUGGGACCUGCAGAAGCCGAGAGGUCUCCCGUGAGAAGGAAGCUGAUCCCAGCGAGCGGCAUAGACCCCAUCCAGGCGCUAAGGAAAAUUUUCGAUCAAAUUAAGGACUUGAACCACAACUCCUGGGUCCCAUUCAUGCGGGAGCUGGGCCUCCCAGACAAUGAAAGAUACUUAAUUACAAGCAGGAACAAAAUUGAUCCACUUUAUGAAAUGCUCCAGAAAUGGCUCAGCGAAAACGGACGCCAAGCAUCCAUCAACGCUCUGCUGGAUGCCUUGAAAGAAGUGGGAGAAAACUUGCUUAGAGAAGAUACCGAAAAAUAUGCAGUGGACUCCGGGUAUUUCAUCUAUGACGAGUGUAAAAUGGACUCUGCUGUGUCAUCGCAGUGAAGGAAUGUUUGUAGGCUAUAUCGUUAUGUGACUGUCAGUGCUACUUGAAUAGGUUCAAAAUGCAUGGUAGAAUUCUAAUGCAGAUGCAGGAGUGUCUAGAGAUGAUUGACAGGUGGACCAAUAAACUGAGGAAUGUCUCAGAAAAUCCAAUCCAGAUGUGAAUGAUAGCCUGAGUGGAAUAGAAAAUGCAAAAUGAGAGAAGGCAAUGUAAUAAUACUGCAUUGGGUAGCAUGAUUCCGAGCUUCUUACAUUGAUUACUGAAGUGGACGUAUCAUUCACGGAGUGAGAGGUCCUGAGAAGAGCACUCUCCCUUCCCUGUCAAGGUUCCAAUCUCACUUAUAACUCUGCUAUGGCCUCAGGGAGCAAGAGUGAUGGCGUCUAUGAAUGGGACACAUUUCCCAACCUUGAACCAGAUGGUCCCUCUCACUUCUGGGGCAGCUAAGCCCCUAGAGGUGCAUAUUCUUUGAGGACCACAGCAUUUGGUAAGCAUCUGACUACUUUAUAUAGAAAUUCUAAUUCCUAAACACUGAUGAUGAGGCAGAAUAGCUGACACAUUUGGGUUUUGGACUGUGAGGCUUUCUUUUCAACUCUUUUUUAUUAUAUUUUUUGGUUCAGUUUAUUUAUUAUCGUUAUUAUU